AUGAACUCCCUAAUACCAAGAAUAUCUUCAAGGUCCAUCCUAACCCUCUCCAGGUCCACCACACAAUCUCUACUAACAAAGAGACUCUAUCAUGCCAAGGUCAUCGAACACUACACAAACCCAAGAAACGUCGGGUCCCUAGACAAGUCCCUCUCCAAUGUCGGCACGGGGAUAGUGGGUGCCCCCGCCUGUGGGGACGUGAUCAAAUUGCAAAUUCAAGUCAAUGAUGACACGGGAAUAAUCGAAAACGUCAAAUUUAAGACCUUUGGCUGCGGGUCCGCCAUCGCAUCCUCUUCAUACAUGACGGAAUUGGUCAACGGGAUGUCCGUGGAUGAUGCCGCCAAGAUUAAGAAUAUCGAGAUCGCUAAGGAAUUAUCGUUGCCUCCUGUCAAGUUGCAUUGUUCCAUGCUGGCUGAGGAUGCUAUCAAGGCUGCCAUUAAGGACUACAAGACGAAGAGAACGCAUUCAACAACUUUGCAUUAA
Messenger RNA from Naumovozyma castellii, 483 nucleotides. It is a transcript of the gene ISU2, whose product is annotated as putative iron-binding protein ISU2. Lineage: Eukaryota; Fungi; Ascomycota; Saccharomycetes; Saccharomycetales; Saccharomycetaceae. The transcript has a single exon. Bases 1 to 483 code for a protein of 160 amino acids. The record is from RefSeq and is a predicted model, not a curated record.